Crotalus tigris (Tiger rattlesnake) is the source of this 4792-nucleotide messenger RNA. It is a transcript of the gene GXYLT1, whose product is annotated as glucoside xylosyltransferase 1. Lineage: Eukaryota; Metazoa; Chordata; Lepidosauria; Squamata; Viperidae. Gene Ontology annotation, biological process: protein O-linked glycosylation via N-acetylgalactosamine. The record is from RefSeq and is a predicted model, not a curated record. Bases 2996 to 4204 code for a protein of 402 amino acids. Gene Ontology annotation, molecular function: UDP-xylosyltransferase activity. The transcript is spliced from 9 exons.
GGAGCAGGACGGGAGGCAGCGGCUUCAGCGUGGCCUGGCCACCACUCCACCGUGUCCUCAGCCGAAUGGACAGGGAGGGGGAGCAGGACGAGAGACAGUGGCUCCAGUGGCAGUGGUGCAGUCCAGCCGCCGUCCUCGCCGCGUCCUUAGCCAAAUGGGCGGGAAGGGGGAGCAGGACGGGAGGCAGAGGCUCCAGUGUGGCCUGGCCGCCGCCCCAUCGCGUCCUCAGCCAAAUGGGCAAGGAGAGGGAGCAGGACGGGGGGCAGUGGCUCCGGUGGCGGCGGCGCAGCCCGGCUGCCGCCCCCGCCGUGUCCUCAGCCAAAUGGGCGGGAAGGGGAACAGGACGGGAGGCAGCGGCUCCAGCGGGCCUGGCCGCUGCCCCGCUGCAUCAUCUGCCGAACGGGCGGGGAGGAGGAGCAGGAUGGAGGCAAUGGCUCUGGUGGCAGCAGUGCGGCCCUGCUGCUGCCCCCGCCGUGUCCUCAGCCAAACGGGUGGGAAGGGGGAGCAGGACGGGAGGCAGCAGCUCUGGUGGCAGCCACUGUAGCAUCAUCGGGGGUCCCUGCCACCUCCAGCUUGGCCACCGCCCCCGCCACAUCCUCAGCCACUUUGACAUCACAAGAGGAGGGCGCCAAGGCUGGGUGCACCAUGGGCGCUCGCGCCAGCAACGGGGAAUGCUGCUGCAGGGAUGAGGGAGGUCCUGACCCGCCACCGCCCUCGCAGCCCAAGGUCUCCUGCAGCACCAAGGGCAGCGGCAGGACGGCAAAGGGGCACGGCUGCUCGCUCACUGCCACCUCUUCGAGCUCGCUCAGCUCAACUGGCAGCAGCGGGAGGACGGCCAAGAGGACCACGCAGCAGGUGGGGAAAGGGUCGGGUGUCAAACCCCGCAAGGCCGACCCAUCCGGGCCAACAAAUGGCGGGGCGCAGGUCCAUUGCCGUUUUGCGGCCAUCCCUCACAUGUUAUGGCUCCAUCGCCACCCAGACGCCUUCCCUGAAUCCUGACCUGCCUCCAGGCCUGUCGCUGCUGCCAUAACACUCGCCUCAUGGGGCCGAUACUCACUGGUGGGGAGGAGGCUGUCAGCUAUUGUCGUUCAUUGCUGGAAGCCGACUGGGGUCGCACAACCAACGAAUGUGGUGUCUAGAUGGACACUCUGGGCUCAGCUGCUUUGUGUGAAGAACAAAGCAACCCUGCAAGGCAACAGAGAGCAACUGUACGGGACUAAGGGACGUAAAUGCUCCAGCUUACUCUAUUUUGUUUAUUGAUGCACCGGAUGAUGGCUUCAGGGGUGGGGUGGUUUAACAAGGGUGAGGCCGGUUUCCUGAGGGUGGGACAGGCGUGCGUUGCCUAUGUAAGGCACUGGGAGCAAUCCACUCCAAGUGCUGUCUUUUUUUUGUAUGGAGUAAAUUAAAACUACCAUCAGUCUUUCAUUCCUGCUUGUUGGCUUGUUAUUCGGAGCAUCAAAAAGGACGACUUUGACAGUAAGACAGCACUCAUUAUAUUCUUUUGUUCGCAUUAUCUGGUUCCUCAUGAGUGCGGGAGAUGGCAGAGGGAACCCAAGGGAUUGUGACAGAGCAGGAGGCUACUGAGCUGGUGGUUCAACCGCAGCAGACCGCAGCAGAGGCAGGGGGGGAGCAGCCAGUAGUAUGGCCCAAGGAAAAAGGCCCAGCAGCCUGUGGAACCUGUGGGUGAGUCUCAGCAGACAGGCCCUAUGGUGUCUUCUGGGGAAUGGUGGCUAAGCCCUGCCCUGCAUCGCCCAGAGUCUGGCCGGCUGCAUGUGUCAGGACUUGGGGGAGGCCCUCUCUGGCUGGAGGGAGAGACGGGUGACUGGAGAUGAGGAGGAGGAGCGGAGCUACUCUACAGCACCGGGCCAAUAUACUAUGGACAUCCUUCGGGACCAGUUUGGAGAGGCAGGCUAUUCGGAGCCACCACCCCGGCCCAGGGGUCCCAGCCGACUCAUCAAGGUUCCAGCUAGCCAGCCCAAAACUUCGUAUACCUCCUCGCAGUGGCUCUCUCCAAGCAGGGGCGCCUGGGGUGGGUGUUUCAGCUGCACAGUCCCGGGCUCAAAGGCAGGACCUGAUGGAUGCUGCCUCAGGGACAGUGACUACUGGGCAUCAUGGGUUGGCUCCUGGUAGUGGUGGUUCUGCUCCCAGAGUCGGUGGUCAACCCAGGGUUCAUGUGGGGUCCGCUGCCUAUUGCAGUUCAUUUUGACGGCAACCCAGACUGUAUAGCAAUGUUUAUGAGCCACGUUAUUAGCCACCCUGGACCGGUUUGCCUCUCUCUAUCCGUCUAAUUGAGCAAUGGUGGUGGCCGUGCUAGCGAGCCUGCAGGGCGAGGCUGCAGCCUGGGCAGCGGACAUGUAUAGUGACCAUGUCGGGGAAUUAGCCGACGCUGGACUCUUUCUGGCUGCGUUGUGGGACAGAUUUGAAGAUCCCUCCUGGGUCCAGCGUGCGGAAGUGGAGGUAAUGGGUCUGAAACAAAGGGGACGGCCCAUACAGGAGUAUGUGUGGGAAUUCCAGCGAGCAGCGAGCCAGUUGCGUUCAUGGCCAGAAGACUUAUUGGUCCACCACUUCCGGAUUGGUUUGGAUAAAGACCUACGGCAAGCGUGUGUGGUAAGGGGUAUACCAAACCACCUCCACGAAUGGAUUCGGGUGGUAAUUGAUUUGGACAUGGGAUUGCAGGAAUUCCGGAGGGCCAUAGAGGAUCCACUCACCCCUAGAUGAGCUGUGGAGCAGCCAAGGGAUGACAGUUGGAAACCCCAGGGUCCUGGGCCUGCCUUUCGACCUGUGUUCAGAUGUUUCAGGUGCAACCGACCCAGGCAUCGGGCAGCAGUGUCCAGUCCUUGUGUCGCAGGGCAGUCAAUACCGUCCAGCAAACCGAGCUCCACACCCAAGAAGACCCCGGAACGGUCACGGGUGGCUUGUCAAGCGGAGGGGGUUUCGCUCCAACGAUCCCCGAUUGAAGAGCUACCGGCCGCUGCUGAAGAACGGUUGACGGAGUAUGGCAACAUGGACCCCGCUGACGACCCCAUGGUGUAAGAAUAUUUCUGUAUCUUACUGGAAUUCCUAUUGGAUGCUGCCCUCUGAUGUUUGUGGAAAGAACUGCUUUUGGGAAGCUGCCCAUAGAUAUGAUUUUCCAAAGCCUCAGCUUUCUGAGAGGAUGCAUUUGGCGGUGGUAGCCUGUGGUGAAAGAUUGGAGGAAACUGUUACUAUGUUGAAAUCAGCUAUUAUUUUCAGCAUCAAAAGUCUUCAGUUUCAUAUUUUUGCUGAGGAAUCAUUACACAGUGACUUCAGAGAAAUACUUGAUAAUUUGGCACAUAAUGAAAAAUUUAAUUAUACUCUCUACCCCAUCUCAUUUCCAACUGAGAAUGCAGCAGAAUGGAAGAAAUUAUUCAAGCCCUGUGCUUCUCAAAGACUUUUCCUACCAUUAAUCCUCAGUAAUGUGGAUUCUCUACUGUAUGUUGACACAGACAUCUUGCUCUUAAGACCUGUUGAUGAUAUCUGGUCUUUCCUGAAAAAAUUCAACUCUACUCAGAUUGCUGCUAUGGCACCAGAGCAUGAAGAACCUCGUAUUGGGUGGUAUAAUCGCUUUGCUAGGCACCCAUAUUAUGGAAAAACUGGAAUCAAUUCUGGAGUAAUGUUAAUGAACAUGACCCGCAUUAGAAGAAAAUAUUUCAAGAAUGAUAUGACAUCAGUAGAAUUACGUUGGGAAGAUAUUCUCAUGCCGCUGCUGAAAAAAUACAAGUUGAAUAUAACAUGGGGAGAUCAGGAUCUUUUGAACAUUAUGUUUUUUCAUAAUCCUGAAAGCCUUUUUGUUUUUCCUUGCCAAUGGAAUUAUCGGCCUGACCAUUGUAUUUAUGGGAGCAAUUGCCAGGAAGCAGAAAAGGAAGGAAUAUUCAUUCUUCAUGGAAAUAGAGGAGUUUACCAUGAUGAUAAGCAGCCAACAUUUCGUGCUGUUUAUGAUGCAAUUAAAAAUUAUUCAUUUGAAGACGACCUUCUACAUGCAUUGCUUCUACCUCUUGAACAGGAAUUACAAAAGACACAACAUACGUACUGUGGAAGAAUAUACAAAGUGUUCAUAAAACAACUCACAAAAAGUAUAAGGGACCUUAGUAUCAGAAAAACUAAGGAAAGCCAGCAUGGCCAUACUGGAGAACAUCGGGUACUAAUAUGCAACAACAUACAACUAAGGAACUUCAUGGCAGAAUAAAAAGUUUGGAAUGGUCAUGUUCAAUAGAUCUUCAUAUAUUUCCCCUAUAUUUCAAUAAUGGACCAUUAAAUUAAAGUGAAUUGUUAUGUCAUGAAUGUGUUUUCAAAUUUCCCACAGUUCUGAGCACAUUUUGCUAUGUAUCAUAGAGAACAUAAAGCCUAAAGUAUCUUAGAUGCAAAAAAACAUCCUAUAAUAAUAAAGUGGCAAAACGUGGCUGGAUUUUUAUGUUUACCUGAGGUUCAAUUUGAUACACAUAACUCUCAAUACAACUUUGAUGAUUGAUUUAGUUAUUAAAUCGCUGCAAAAUAUGUGCUUAUGAACUAUUAUCUUAGAAUUCUUACAGUUCACUAAAAUCUACUUACAUCCUAGCCUUAUUUAGGCAUUAUGAUAUUUAGAGUGCUUAACACUGAGCUCCCCAUUGUAACUCACAUAGAUCUAAGAUGUCAGUUUCUGGACAUGCUAGCUUUUCUUUCCUGUAAUGGAAAUGUAUAGUGUCUGCAUGGAAACUACAUAAUGGGCAGUCUGGGUACUUUACCAGUGGGUAAUAGUGGAAUACUAAAUAAAGAAUUAGAACUGAACUUCAUUUUA